AUGAUGUUUGCUGUUCUUCAUGUCAGCGCCGGGCCUUGCAAACCUUCUUCUUCUACCGUCGACACAACGACCACUGUUCAAACCCCCACGACUGAGACCUCGUCUGCCACAGUCAGUGAGUCGUUCACCGAAUCCCUCACUAGUCUUGGCUCGAACCAGACUACGGAUAUCAACUCGCUCUCUACCUCAGCCGAGACUUCAACUGCCCUCGGUACUUCCACGACAUUGCUCUUCAUGACAACUGAAGAACCAACUUCAUCAGUCGCUGUCUCUGCCACUACUUCGGCGGCGGCUGCUGCUGUCGAAUGCAGCACUAACGCCGACUGUGAUGGAGCGGCUCCCUUCUGUGAUGCAGGAACAUGCGUUGCUACAGACCCCAACGCUGAGUGUUCUACCAACGCAGAUUGCAAUGCCCUUCAUGGAGGCGACGCUCCUUUCUGUCCUGCUGCAGGCAACUGUGUCGGGUGCCGUGGUGAUGGGGACUGCUACGGUGAAACACCCUACUGUGACAACGAUUUCUGCACUGAUUAUGUUGGCCUUGGUGGGAGGAGACUCUAA
Fusarium fujikuroi IMI 58289 is the source of this 558-nucleotide messenger RNA. RefSeq lists its product as uncharacterized. The transcript has 2 exons. The coding region runs from base 1 to 558 and encodes 185 amino acids. The record is from RefSeq and is a predicted model, not a curated record. NCBI's taxonomy places the organism in Eukaryota, Fungi, Ascomycota, Sordariomycetes, Hypocreales, Nectriaceae.